Dovyalis caffra is the source of this 2070-nucleotide messenger RNA. The record is from the annotation of a GenBank genome assembly. NCBI's taxonomy places the organism in Eukaryota, Viridiplantae, Streptophyta, Magnoliopsida, Malpighiales, Salicaceae.
AUGUCUCCAGCUGCCAUUCAUUCCACAAAUUAUGGGAAGCAUGAUUUGGCUGAGCGGAUAGAGCAGUUAGAAGUGUCUCGCCGUGGUGACGAUACUUAUGGAGGUGCUUUCUCCAAGCUUAAAGAACCUGUGGAACGAAUGGCAGCUGCGGGCAUUAUAUGGCCUGCUUACUUAACGGCAGACUCUGUGGCAACCGGUGCACUCGGUGUCCUCGUGAGUAACUUGUUCAGUCAUUCUGGAACUCUUGAUCCAAACCUCCAGCUGCAAGCGUUUUGGGCACCAUUUCUCCUACUGCACUUGGGUGGGCCUGACACGAUCACUGCCUAUUCUUUCGAGGACAACGAGUUAUGGUCAAGGCACUUCCUUCAGUUGAUCGUCCAGACAGGAGUUGCAUUUUACAUCCUUCUCAUGGCGUGGACGGGGUCCCACAUUUCAAUUCUAACAAUGCCAAUGAUUUUGGCAGGGCUUAUCAAGUAUGGAGAAAGAACAUGGGUCCUUUGGUCUGCAAGCAGCUCUGAGCGACGUAGAUCAUUGAAACCUGUCUCUCAAAACAUGGUGCAACCUUCGUCUGAUGGUGAAGGUGAUAAAUUGCUUCUUGCCUAUAGGAUGUUUGAUAUGGCCAAGCAUCUCUUUGCAGGUCGUCCAAUACCUGCAACAAAAAAGUCUGCUACGGCUAACCACCAAAAGUUGAGCUUUAAUGUUUCGGAGAAAAUAUCCCCCAAAAGCGCUUUUGAAGUAAUUGAAAUGCAGCUUGGAUUUAUGUACGAUUUGCUCUACACCAAGGCAUUGGUGACCUACACUCCCUGUGGCGUUGCUCUACGGUUCACCAGUUUUCUUCUCACCAUCAUUGUGCUGGUGUUAUUUUAUUUGGCACCUCACAACACACAAAGGUACUCAAAGCUUGAUCUUUGCAUAACUUUCCUAUUGCUAGCUGUGGCCAUUCUCUUAGAGCUUUAUGCGGCACUUUUAUUGUUAUUGUCAGACCACACUGUUGUCUGGUUGAGAAAACAUAACAGAAAUAACAUCUCCCAAGCCAUUACUUCUCUCUCACUACCUAGAAAUCCUAGAUGGUCAAAUUCCAUGGGUCAAUUCAGUUUCCUAAGCUACUUCCUAAAUGAAAAACCCAUGGAUUUCGAUGGAAUCCUAGUGCUCUUAAAAAUAAACGAAAAGCUAGAGAAACAACGAUAUGUAGCUUAUCGUCAGGUCCUGGAGGAUUUGAAAACAUGGUUAAUCACACAUUCUCGGAAAUAUAGGGAGCGUCUGGAAGAGUUUUCAUCAGAAAUUGGCGAGGCCUUUUCAAAGAAUUUUGUAGCUUCAAUAACAUUGGGUUAUUAUGGUCUUGAUCUGAGCAUUCUGUCUUCCAUGACUAAGAUUGAUUUUCAGCAAGCAAUCCUCGUUUGGCACAUUGCUACAGAACUCUUGUAUAACCUAGAUGACCACUACUUCACCCAAAAAAAUCAAGAAACCAAAUGCAGUAUUGCUGAAAUUUUGCAAGGCAUGGCUAAGAAUACGGUUGCAUUAAACCGUAAAAUGAGCAAACACAUCUCCAGAUAUAUGAUGUAUCUCCUCGCGAUAUCUCCUCACACGUUACCAGGAAGUGAGGCAACUGGUCUGACAACCUUUCAACAGACUUAUAAUGAGGCCAGGAAAAGAUUAGCAGAAUCUUUCAAACCAGAAUUGGAAAGACUCAGAAUUGAAAAAGAAAGAAAACGGAAGAUUAAAAUCCUGGCCUCCAAAUGGUUGUUGGAGCAAGACAUGGAUUUAAUUAGUUUGGAUGAUGUCAAAAAUGGCCAAUUGAAUGGUUCUCUUUUAGCAUACGGGUGUGCAGUCGCUAACACUCUCGUGGACGGCAAACCGGGUGGAGUAGAGAGAGAAGCAAAUGGACGGAGAAUAGUACAAGAAUAUCUCAUGAAGCCAGUGGACCAAAUUACCGAGAAAUUGGGAAGUUUUGGCCGGAGUAUGGGUGGAGUUACUGAUCCAGGCUGGAAAAGAAUGCAAAAGAAGUCAGCACGCCCAACAGCUGAGACAAGGAGGAGAGUUUCUGACUCAUUUCUGGCUUCUCUUUUCUGA